Messenger RNA from Cylicostephanus goldi, 450 nucleotides. Lineage: Eukaryota; Metazoa; Nematoda; Chromadorea; Rhabditida; Strongylidae. The record is from the annotation of a GenBank genome assembly.
AUGUGCAAAUGCACAGCAUUAUCGCUCAGCUACUUGGCGAAAGAUGACCUGGACAAAUUUCCACUAUGUGACUAUACAAAAUGCGAAGUCGACGUACAAAAAGGUAACUACUCCGAUAGCGAAUGCACUAGUCGUUGCUUCCGUGAUUGUCGGCAGAUUCGAUAUGAGAUCGAUCAUGAAAAUCAAGGAAGAAUGCUUCGGCCAGAUCUAACGCUAAUAAAUUUGAACUGGGGAUCGUUCGAAUACCUUUCUAUGGAACAACAAUGGAAAUACUCGAUAACAGCAUUCAUUGCCGCACUUGGAGGGUCCAUUGGAAUGUGGCUGGGACUGAGUAUUCUAUCUCUUAUACAGGGAGGAACAUACCUCUACUCAUAUUUCGCAAGAAAAGUUGUGAAAGAGAAGUUGUUGAAAAAGAUUUCGGAGCAGCAUAAUGCACGAAGAGGAAGUAAG